Amblyraja radiata (thorny skate) is the source of this 1083-nucleotide messenger RNA. Its product is annotated as zinc finger protein 239-like. Gene Ontology annotation, molecular function: RNA polymerase II cis-regulatory region sequence-specific DNA binding; DNA-binding transcription factor activity, RNA polymerase II-specific. Gene Ontology annotation, biological process: regulation of transcription by RNA polymerase II. The transcript is spliced from 2 exons. NCBI's taxonomy places the organism in Eukaryota, Metazoa, Chordata, Chondrichthyes, Rajiformes, Rajidae. The coding region runs from base 133 to 1083 and encodes 316 amino acids. The record is from RefSeq and is a predicted model, not a curated record.
GGUUUAGGAGCAGUUGCUGUGGAAGGAGAGACAGGGACGUGAGCGGCUAUUGAGGGCGGCCAGGGUGCCGGUGAGCCCCCCCCCCCCCCCCCUGCUCAGUGUGCGGGCUGAGCUUCGAGGGGCUGAUCUUCGAUGGAGGACCACAUGACGGGGUACCACAAGGAGAAGCGUUAUGAGUGCGACGUGUGUGGCAAGUUCUGGCAGAGACCGAGCCAGUUGGAGGUCCACCGGCGGGUGCACACAGGAGAACGCCCCUUCAACUGCUCAGAGUGUGACAAGACUUUCAAGACGACGAGUGACCUGAAUGUCCAUCGGCAAGUGCACACGGGCGAGGAGCCCCAUUGCUGCUCCACAUGCGGCAAGAGCUUUACCCAGUUGUCGGGGCUGCGCGACCACCUGCGGGUGCACAGCAGUGACCGGCCCUUCACCUGCUCCGACUGCGGCAAAGGCUUCAAGUCGUCCAAGGACCUGAAGAUGCACUGGCGGGUGCAUACUGGGGAGCGGCCCUUCGCCUGCAGCGACUGUGGCAAGAGCUUCACCCAAUCCAGCAACCUGUUGGUGCACCAGCGCACCAACACCGGCGAGCGCCCCUACACCUGCGGCCAGUGUGGCAAGGGUUUCACCCACUCCGGCAACCUGCUGCAGCACCAGCACACGCACACCGGCGAGCGCCCCUACACCUGCACCCAGUGCGGCAAGGGUUUCACCGACUCCAGCAACCUGCUGAAGCACCAGCGCAUCCACACCGGCGAGCCCCCCUACACCUGUGCCCAGUGCGGCAAGGGUUUCACCCACUCCGGCAACCUGCUAAAGCACCAGCGCAUCCACACCGGCGAGCGCCCCUACACCUGUGCCCAGUGCGGCAAGGGUUUCACCCAGUCCAGCAGCCUGCUGAUGCACCAGCGGGAGACGUCCCCCAUCGUGGGCCAUCUCUUUGUCAUUCCUGUCUUCUUCUCGCUGGCGAAUGGCGUCAGGAUUAAUCCGGAGUCACCGCUUCCUGUUUCCUGGCCGCUCCCCCUCAACUCCGAACAUUGGGAUCUCGCUCUCUGCCCUUGCACGUCCGCAAGACUCCAGCUGCCGUAA